AUGAACAUUGAUAAUAAUAGAAAUAGUAAUAAUAAUAAUAAUAAAAUUACAAAUUUUCAAACAAUUAAUUUAUUAUUAAUUUUAUUUGGUUUACCAGCAUGUGGUAAAACAUAUUUUUCAAAUAAAUUAAUUGAAUUAAUAAUAAAUGAAGACCAAGAUACUUUAAAAGAAUUAAUUAAUAAUAGUAAUAAUAAUAAUAAUAAUAAUAAUAAUAAUAAUAAUAAUAAUAAUAAUAAUAAUAAUAAUAAUAAUAAUAAUAAUAAUAAUAAUAAUAAUAAAAUUAUCAACAUUUAUCACAUUGAAUAUGAUAAAAUAUUUUUAAAUAUAAAUGGUUCAUUAAAUAAUAGUUCAAUAGAAAAUUGGAAACCAACUAGAGUGGAAGUUUAUAACCAAAUUUAUAAUAUUACAAAUAAUUCAAAUCAAAAAAUUAUUUUACUAAAUCAAUUCAAACCAAAAAAAUCUUACCAUUAUAAUAAUAAUAAUAAUAGUAAUAAUAAUAUUAAUGAUGAUGAUAAUAAUAAUGAUAUUUUAAAUUUAUUCAUUUUAGAUGAUAAUAUGUAUUAUAAGAGUAUGAGAUAUAAAUUUUAUCAACUUACAUAUAAUAGUAGUAAUAAUAAUAAUAAGGAACAAGAGGAGGAUAUUAGGUAUUGUCAAAUUUAUUUCCCAAAUGAUUUAAAGAAAUCAAAAGAAUUAAAUAAUAAAAGAUUAAUUAAAAAUAAUGUAGAUGAUGAAGGAAUUGAAAAAAUGAAUGACUUAUUUGAACAACCAAAUUUAGAUAAAAAUAAUUGGGAAAAAGAAAAUACAUUAUUUUUUAAUUUUGAUUUUAAUUUUAAUGAUUCUGAUAAUAAUCAAAUUAAAUUAAUUUUAAAAGAUAUUAAAAAUAAAUUUUAUAAUUUUAAAAAAUUAAAUACUUUACAACAACAACAUUAUGAUAAUGAAGAAUUAUUACAAUUUGACCAAAAGAAAGAAAAUGAUAAAAUUAUCACAAAAAAUAAUAUAAUUCAUCAAUUUGAUUUACAUUGUAGAAAGAUUAUAGGUGAAUUAAUGAAACCCACUAAUAAUAAUAAUAGUAAUUAUCAACAACAAUCACCAUAUUCAAAUCAUUCAAAAUUAUUAAGCCAAUAUAAACAACAAUUUUUAAAAGUUACAUUAACUCAAUUCAUUCACGAAAAUAAUGAAUAUAUUCAAGAUUAUUCUGAUAUUAUACCAUAUAAAGAACAAUUAUUAAACAAUUUUAAAAAUAAUUGUUUAGAUAAAGUAAUAAAAUAA
Messenger RNA from Dictyostelium discoideum AX4, 1269 nucleotides. RefSeq lists its product as hypothetical. The transcript has a single exon. The coding region runs from base 1 to 1269 and encodes 422 amino acids. Lineage: Eukaryota; Evosea; Eumycetozoa; Dictyosteliales; Dictyosteliaceae. The record is from RefSeq and is a predicted model, not a curated record.